Messenger RNA from Letharia columbiana, 846 nucleotides. RefSeq lists its product as uncharacterized. NCBI's taxonomy places the organism in Eukaryota, Fungi, Ascomycota, Lecanoromycetes, Lecanorales, Parmeliaceae. The record is from RefSeq and is a predicted model, not a curated record. The transcript has a single exon. The coding region runs from base 1 to 846 and encodes 281 amino acids.
AUGGAUCUAUCUCGUGACGGUGACCUUGCCAAAACUCUCCAUCUUGAGCAUGUACCUCGGAAUAUUCACCCAAAAUCGUAUCGAAGGAUUGUAUAUGUCCUAGCUGUUACUUUGAUCAAUAAGGCCUCACUAUCGCUCGGAUGUCAGCCACUGGCUUUUUUCUGGGAUCUCAUCAUACCUGGCGGUCAUUGCAUCGACAUCAACGCAUUUUUCAGGUGGUUCAGUCUACCCAACAUCCUCACGGAUGUAGCGAUGCUCGUUCCACCUCAAGCACUCGUAUGGACGCUCAAAGUCACAAGACACCAGAAAAUAGGACUGACAUUGACAUUCUUGACUGGUUCUGUCGGAUUGAUAACCUCAAUAUUUUGCUUUGCGACCUUCUUUCGGAACGAUGCUAUAACUGAUAGUACUUUCUCGUCUGUGGAACUCAUGUCAUGGACCAUUAUCAAACCAGGCAUCUACCUUAUUGCAGCUUGCUUACCAGCGCUAGGUCCGCUCGCUCAACGCAUCUUCAAAGACAGCCUUCUCACCCGUCUCAGCACGACGUGGAUGCCUAAGUACGGUGACAGAUUUUACGAGCGCAGCACGGUGAAUAUCAAGCUCGAGAAACACAGAAGCGUUAGGUCUGAAGUCCAUCGCCCUCAGCAAUGCUUUCAUCGUCUAACCGAUGGCAGGGAGAGCAUUGGUAAAAGCAGUGGGGAUGAGAGAAGUCUGGUGGACAAUUACGGGAGCGCGAGGGACAAUGUCAGUCAAUUUGCUCGGAAUGACUGCGGUUCCGAUCUAAAGGCGCAGCACAUUCGUGUUGAGAACGACAUUGUGGUCACCACAUCUGAUUCUCUUGCUUGA